This is a messenger RNA of Syngnathoides biaculeatus (alligator pipefish), 3022 nucleotides long. It is a transcript of the gene tmem221, whose product is annotated as transmembrane protein 221. The coding region runs from base 447 to 1373 and encodes 308 amino acids. The record is from RefSeq and is a predicted model, not a curated record. Lineage: Eukaryota; Metazoa; Chordata; Actinopteri; Syngnathiformes; Syngnathidae. The transcript is spliced from 3 exons.
ACAAAAACAGUGAACACCUUGGUGACCUGCAGUCAAAAGUUUAGUCACGGCCAAAUUAAUUUCUUCAGGAAGGGCUAAUGCAUUUUAGGUUAAUUUUGAAAUUUCACACAAAAACCCAAUACAGUAUAUUAAACUUCUGGCAAUGGUUGUUUAAAAUAACGCACAAUAAGCACGUUUUUGGGUUCCAAAUAAAUUCUGUCAGUGCUUCCAUAUUUUUCACCAGGAUUUAAUUACGGGCUUUCGCUCACCGUGUUUGUGUUCCAAAAAGAAGAAAAAAAUCCAUUGUUGUUGGGAAGUUCGCAAUGUGCGGAUUGGACGCGCAUCACGUGGCUGGAGGGGGGGGGGCGUUCACGUACCGUCGGAAACGAGACACUUAUCAUCGAAGCGCUAACCCUCUACUUCACCCACAGACAACUUUUUAAACUUUAAAAUCUGAUAAGGAGAAGAUGACACAUUCUUACAGUCAGCGGUCCGUCGUCGUUUUGUCUCUACUGGGGAUUCUGUCGGCCAUUAUGUCGGUUUUAUCGGUCAUUCUGAUCUUCCAGCUGCAGCCUCAACACACGGCCGUCAGGGAGUUCACCCCGUCGGUCGUGCCCCCUCACGUCAGGGCCUUCCUGCCGCCGGUGUCCACGGUGCUCUCGGCUCUGUCGCUCACGCUCAACCUGAGCUGCGUGGUGGUGUGCCUCCUGCACGGCUACUUUUCCACCGAGGUUAGUCGAGGAGACGUGGACACCGAAAGAGCAGACUGGUUCUUAUUGGACAGCAGAGCCGUGCGGCAUGUGGUCAUCGGACUGUUCUGCCUGGGAGUUUCGGUCUAUUUAGCAGCAAUGUCCAUUUUUAUGUUGCUGAUAUUUGAGGCCGAGACGGGUAUCGCCAGCGCUUGCGUCCUGGCCUCCGGCAUUUUGAUCCUCCUAGUAGUGGUGAUCCACUCGCUUGUCAAGGCCUCUCGGGCAGCCAAACGCGGCACCGGAGACCAUCUCGAAACGCUCUUUCGCAACGAGCACCGAAGCGGCAACAACAGCCCCGUGUCGUGGCCCUGCGAGCUGAAAAUCGGCGUAGACAAGCUGCGAGUGCCCCGCAGACCGUCGCACCUCCAGCAUCACAUGUCGCUCACGCCGUCCAGCAGCCCCAGACACCAGCAGCAGCACCACCCGCACGAAGAAUACUCCAGCGUCGGAGAAGAACUGCAAGGCCACUCGAGUAACCUGGACGGCCACAGCGGCGGGGGCGGCAGCUGUCCUCGCUCACACAGGAGCUUAUCUUCCGAUUCCGUUUUCCUCAAGACUAAACCCUGGAAUGGGGUCAACGACGAGAUGAGGAGCGUCCUGGCGCGCAAAUCGGGGAUUACCGCAAAAGAUUCGACGCUCGUGUGAAGAAGAGGAUUUCAAUAAGUGGGCGUGGACAUGUAAUUGACUCUUACUUCCUUUAAUGUUCCAGACCACCUGGAAAUGGAACUAGAAAUCCACUCGUGACUCGAUAAAGCUUUUUAAAGUUGACUGAAAAAUUAAGAAAUUAAUCAAAUUGUGAUCAUCUAUUGAAUAUUAUUUGCAAUAUACUUUUAUGCAUUGACCUCGUGUAGCAUUGUGCUGCAGAAAAUGAUUUAAUGUCACUUAAUUUCUUUGAAAAUGAUUUUAUUAUGGCGACACGGCGGAUAAGCUGAUAAAGCGUCGGCCUCACGGUUCUGAGGACCCGGGUUCGAUCCUGGCCUUGCCUGUGUCGAGUUUGCAUGUUCUCCCCGUGCCUGCAUGGGUUUCCUCUGGGCACUCCGGCUUCCUCCCACAUCCCCAAAACAUGAAACAUUAAUUGGACACUCUAAAUUGCCCCUAGGUGUGAUUGUGAGUGCGGCUGUUGUCUGUCUCUAUGUGCCCUGCGAUUGGCUGGCAACCAGUUCAGGGUGUAGCCUGCUUCCUGCCCAUUAACAGCAUGGACAGGGUCCAGCACUCCUGCGACCCUUGUGAGGAUAAGCGGCAAAGAAAAUGGAUGGAUGAUUUUAUUAUUAUAAUUGUUUACUCCAAAAUUAUUUUUGUUCCUCUGACUAUGCCUGGCAGGAGUCAGAACAACUAAAUGCUUUUCCACUAGAUGGCAGAAGACUGUACAGUUAACCCGUCUCCACCACUUACCAUUCGCAACAGAAUAUUCGUUUUGUGUUCAACUAAACGGGCCCAGAUUUGAAGUCAAUUUGUGAUUAAAUUCAGAAGAGGAUCAUCAUUAUUUCUGUGUAAAUAAACAUUUUGGGCAUUUUUUUUUUGUUGAAUGCAAAAUAAUCAAAAAACACUUUUGUUGAAUUUGAUGUAAUGGUACGUAAGAAAUCACAGAUUUCUGAUUUUGGGCCCACGGUUCAGUGCGCAUUCGGCAUGGUAAGGGAGCAAAAGGAAAAACAAAACUCGUGAGAACAGGAACACGUUUCAAAUCGCUUUUCUAUUGUGGUGGUACUCAGUGUGAAACUGGAAGUAAUCCCAGAUUUAUUGGUAGCGGUGAUGUUAGCUAGUCAGAGGCUGAGCUGCGCUGUAGUUGUUCACAGACUACGUGUGCCUGGAGUUGCUUGGCAGUUACUCCUCCUGUCCUUUUCUUAAUAUAUUUCAUGUAGGAUAUCUCAUUGUGUGUGUGAUUGGACCCCAAGUGAUGAGAAAUAUAUUUUUUUUCAUAUGUAUGUAUGUAUGUAAGUAUCAUUUCACUAUUCCCGGUUUUCACAAACUUGGAUCGCCCAAAUACUGACUUUGUUGCCCGUCAAGUCGGCACAAAUUAUUGAGAAAUGUUUCCUUGAUCCAUUUUGUUAUAAUACAUUAAUCUCUUCUGUUCAUUAUUUAUGUUGAGUGUAUGUUAUGGCAAAACAUGAUGUAUUUUUUACUAUGUUUUGAUCCCAGGGUGCAAACAUUUUAAUGUAUAGAUUUUUUUUUAAAUCUCUUCUUUAUUCUUCAGAUAUUUUCCAAAUAUUUAUACACACUGUGGCAUCUUUGUUAUGUUCUCUCAAAUGAUUUCUCACCAAUUCAAAUUAAAUGAAUCCUUAAAAUAAAAAAUAGGC